Messenger RNA from Podarcis lilfordi (Lilford's wall lizard), 26263 nucleotides. The record is from the annotation of a GenBank genome assembly. NCBI's taxonomy places the organism in Eukaryota, Metazoa, Chordata, Lepidosauria, Squamata, Lacertidae.
AUGGCAGUGUGCAGGCAAUGCCUAUAGCCUUCAGUCUUCAGAUCAAUCGGUGUGUAUUAAUAUUAACUAAAAAUAAAUAGGAAUGCUUAACAGGAAUGCCCCAAGGGAUUUUGGCACCUGAGGCGAACCACAAAAUGGUGUUAUGGCCAUUUCCCACCAGGGAAAACAGGGUGAGUGGAGAUCUAGAUCAGGAACAAAGGCAGGGGAAUAAAAAUCUGUAUCAGGAUCUGCCGUUCAUGUGGAUGUUGCCGCCUGAGGCAGCCGCCUCAACUUGCCUCAUGGGUGGGACAUCUCAGAUGCUUAUUGUUAAUAUUUUCUACAUCCCUGGGGGUUCCUUGCAUAAGCAGGAGCUUUUUUCCCAUCUUUGGGUGGCCUCAUUUCUCUGCUUUGCAGGUUAGCACCAGGCUGUUGCAGAAAAUGGCAAUUAUUAGUGCAGACACCUAAUGUUGCCAGGCUCACGACUACGGGUCUUUUGCAGGUGGCUUUUGUUUUUGUUUUACUUUUCAGGUUCGUCUUGUCCCACAAGUGCCUGGCCUAGGUGGGUGGAUGUGGGCUGAGGUCAGUCAAUCAGAAGGAAGGUCAAAAUGCAGACUAUUCCACACUAUUCCCAUUUGCUUUCUCUCUCUCCACCUCCCCUCAGGUCAUAAUAUGAAGGCCAGCUGUUCAGUAUGAAAUUAUGGGCCUAGCAGGAUUUAGCCCUGAGCAAAUAACCAAUGUCCUCAAAUUUUUCAGUUGUGAUAAAAGAGAUAAUCAAUGCCUGACAGAAAAGGGGUAUUUUUAAUACUGCUUGGAGCCUGGUAAGCGGUUGUCAUGGUUUCUGAGCCUAGCACACAGAAAAGAACGUUUAAAAGAAUUCAAAUAAUGACCCUGAACUACACAAUGGAAUAGAAGAGUUUUUAGUUAAAAUGUACUCAAAACAUCAGGGGUAGUGGGCCUUGCGAACAAUAUUCUAGAGGCAGAUUAUAUCACAAACACUCCUCCACCCCAGGCAGGGCUAAGAGAGAAUGGGGAAGAAGAACAGUUGAAGCCACAAAGUUCUCGACUGUGUGCCAUUCUGUAAGUGGCCAUUGCAGCCCCUUUCAUUGUAGGGUACCUGAGUUAAAGGAGAAAGUGAUAAAGAAUGAGGGUAUCAGUGACCUUAAGUCCAUGAGCAUCUGUCGUGUGUGUGUGUGUGUGUGUGUGUGUGUAAGUGAUAAGAAAGCAAAAUACUGUAACAGACAACAUCAACCCAACCCACAAUGCUAGAGAGCCUCCUGUCUUCGGUUCACAUGAAUUGCAAAUAAAUAAAGUAUUAAACAAAGGCUGCAUACACCCAGCAUUUUAUUCAAGAAUCAGUGGAGACAGAGUAUUGGGGUUUUUUCCCCACAUAGCCCACGAACAAUCUAAUAUUUUGCAGAUUUUGUUGCCCUGAAAAGCACUUCUUGAGGGGGGGGACACCAGUUUCUCUCCAAAAAUAAAUGCUCAUUGAAGAUUGAUUCUGCAUUACCCAUUUGAAAACAGAUUAAAACAGUUGUAGGUGGUCCCAGCAAUGGGGGGAGGGUAUAUCCACCCUUUGCCAAGGGCAUUGUGGGUAAGCGUAUAUCAAAAUCGCAACCACCACUUCCUUCUUCAUUCGCCUGGGGAAUGUGCAGGGCAGAAAAAAAUGUGGAUAAUCUAAUCAAGGAGGCUUUUCAAAUGUGUAUCAAUUAGCCACCCCUGCCCUUGUGGGUGGCAGGAUCUAGAAUCAAUCUAGAUUGAAAGCAGCGUCUUGAGGAUGAGCACAAAUGAUUCCAGGUUGAGAGAAACAGCAUUUUUGUGCAGGUUAUUGUGUACAUAACCAAAGUCCUUCCUGCACACAGAAACCACCAUAAAGGUAGGUAGUAAAGGUAAUGGGACCCCUGACAGUUAAGUCUGUGGGAAUGUUCUGGGGUGCAGGAGAGGAUAUAUUGACUAAUUAUAUCCUUAUCCAACUUGUGCUAACAAGUUCCCAAAAUAUCAGCAGAGUUUAUAGACAUUCCCCUUUUAGUUCGCAACGGUAACGUGUGCACAGGUUCGCUAGAACCUCUAUAAUAAUUACUCUGGUAAUUUCCCCUUUGUUCCCUCUUAAAAUACAAGACACGACACAGUCUUUAUAAAAGUAUAAAAGAGUUUACUCACGUUCUGUUCACAAUAUGAUCCCAGAAGGCAGACAGCUUAAAAAGGUUACAUACAUUCAGAAUCUGUCUUGUAGCAAGAUAGUCCUUAUCUCCUCUCUUGUCUGGGAGCCAAGAGGGCAUCCUUGGAUGUUUCCUCAUCGAAAGAAAAUGGCAGAGAGAGAGAGAUGGCUGCCUGCCCUGUGCUUUUGUCAUUACCUGCACAGGUGAGGCCACACCCACCUCUGGUCACAUGCGGAGGAAGUCCGUCCCCAGGAAGUUUACCUGCUUGCUGGACAGACAUCCCUCCCCAUGUUCUAACAUGUACACUCUAGGAAUGUUGUCAUUGACUGCUCCUGUGUUUACAUCCCACAAAGUCCAGUCGCGGACAACUCUGGGGUUGCAGCGCUCAUCUCGCUUUACUGGCCAAGGGAGCUGACGUUUGUCCACAGACAGUUUUUCUGGGUCAUGUGGCCAGCAUGACUAAGCUGCUUCUGGCGAAACCAGAGCAUCGCACGGAAAUGCUGUUUACCUUCCCACCGGAGCGGUACCUAUUUAUCUACUUGCACUUUGACGUGCUUUUGAACUGCUAAGUGGGCAGGAGCUGAGACCGAGCAACGGGAGCUCACCCUGUCGCGGGGAUUCGAACCGCCGACCUUCUGAUCGGCAAGCCCUAGGCUCAGUGGUUUAGACCACAGUGCCACUCGCGUCCCAAAGGUAGCUAGUAGGUAGCUAGUAUCAGAUUUUAAAAAAUAAAUGGUUCUAGGUAUCUUAAUUCACAAAGAUGAGUACAUUGUGGCACUGCACAAACAGCCAGGGCCCUUUAGUUUAACAAAAUAACCUCCCCAAGGAGAUAAAAGAGCUUCCCCAAAUGUAUCAAAGACAAAUCUUUCAAAAUAAAAGGGCCAUGAGGUUUGGGGAAGGCUGUUGACUUCUGCCAGGCCAAGGGCAAGGAGAAGGUUUGUGGUCCCAUCUGAAAGGAAGGUUAGGAACCUUAUGCUAUUCCACCAAAGUCAUGGAAAUAACAGGUCCUAGUGGUUUAAAUGCUCAGUGUUGAAAUGCUGGGGGAAGGGAUGAAAUCUCACUUGAUGUUUGCUAAUAUUAUUUACACAGUUGUGAUCUCACGCCACCUCACAAACAAGGCAACUGCCAGGGCUGGUUAGAGGGCAGCUUGUUGGGGCUGAUAACAGUUUGACUCUACACCUGGGAGCUAAGUGAGGGCCUUGUUCUUCCUCCGCAUCCCAGAGUAUAUUUUGCUUCUGGAAAUUAUUCUGGGUUAGUGUACCUUUUAGAAUAUGCCUAGAUGAGAUAAAGCAGCUCUUUAUAGUAUUCAGCUUUUGCCAAAAAGCAAAGGCAAUUUUGAAUGCAAAUCAUCCUAUCCUUUGAAACACCCAUAUUCUCUUAUUUAUACAUCAUUUCAUAGAAUGGUAUAGUUGGAAGGGACCAUGAGGGUCAUCUAGUCCAACCCUGUACAAUGCAGGAAUAUUUUGACCACCAUGGAACUUGAACCCACAACCCUGAGAUUAAGACACUCAUGCUCUACCGACUGAGCUGUCCCUGAUAAAUCUUUUCACUUUCCUUGUUAACAACAACAGUAAUGUUGUUAAGAUGGAUAUGCUGUUGGUGUGUGGUUUGCAGUUUGCUGAAACAAGUGUUUAGCAGGCAGGGCGGACCCAAGACAUUUUGGCACCUGAGGCGAAGCACAAAAUGGCACCUCCCUGCCAGGGCCAAGAGGCCGGCAGCAUGGAAGGGGUCUGCUGAGGAGAAGGCAGAUCGAGUUUCCAAGAAGCAGCAGGCGAGGCAUUCCUUGGAGGCCAGAUCUGCUGCCUCUGUGGAUCCUGCCGCCCGAGGCGACGCCCCAUCUUGCCUCAUGGGUGGGCCGGCCCUGUUAGCAGGCAUCUAAAACAGUAAACUGAGGACUCCCGUCCUGCCUGAUAUUAAUAAGUAGGGGAUUCCAAAGCAUUUAUUUGUCAAAUGUCGCUUUGUCAAACACUUAAUGGUGCUUAAUAAUAGCUAUUAAUGAUAAAUUAACAUGUGCUAUUAAGGUAAGACGGGUUAUAUGCAGGAGAAAUGAUUUUGAGGAGCUAUGGAAGGUGUUUGUAGAAUUUGUACUGUUAAAACAGAAAAGGGUCAAACCAUCUCAAGAGGUGUGGAAAUUUUGGGAGGUUGGAUAGUUACAAUGGAAUGGUCUCGGGGGUGGGGUGCAAGUUUUUAUUCUUGUUUCUUUAUUAUUAUUACUUUGUCAAAAUCAAUUUUUUAAAAAACAAACAAACCACUUAACAGUAUAGUGGUCUAAACAUGAGCAGUUUAAUGUAGAUCAAUGAUCCCAUACAUCGCAUCAGUGUUGAUGGACGUAGCCGGGGGGGGGGGCAGCUGCUCCCCUCAAUCAAUAAAAUAAAAUAAAAAUUCAUAGAAAACUGAGGUUCUGCCCACUCCAACAAAAAUCCUGGCUGCACCCAUGUCACUGCGUCAUUAACACGAUUAAUGUUAGGGGUGGGCUCUAUCAUUACGAAGAGUCUCUUGUAAGCAGAGGCAGGGUUGACCAUUAGAUGCCACGCUGAACUUGGUUCAGAUCCCAUAAAGAGAUGCUGAACAUUGAGUCUUGGCUUAAGAAACACCUCCCCCCCACCAUCUGUCCAAAAAGAAAUGAUAGUAGCCUAUCAAAUUGGAUUAAUAAAAAUGGAUUAGGUAUACGCAGGAAACCUAUACCGUUUGUGCUGUGUAAAUUUUGAUUGUGAAUUAUAAUAACACAUGGCGAUGUAUUUUGAAGCUUUUUUAAAAAAAUCACAUCUGUUGGGGUUGAUCUUGUUCUGGUCCUGAUGUUGUAUAGAAAGAUGAUGUUUGCGGAUCUGCUUCUGGCCACAGAAAGGCUCAAAAGCGAGAAGAGAUUCCUUAGCAACAUGAUUAUCAAGCUCGUUGGGGAGAACCAGCAGCUCUUGAAAGAAAACAAGCAUUUUAGGCAAGAGAUGAGGAGGUAAGAGAUAUUUCCGGUGCUAUUUUUUCAUCUGUUUGGCUCCCUCUACAGGAGAUGCAUUAUGAAGCCUUCUAGGUCCAGCCCUGUUGCCUUCUCUGGGAUUGGCGAAAGCUGGUGCCUCGUCUUCUCCCUUUCCACCCUCACCUUGAAGCCUCUGAGUCAGGCCAGGUGCUGCUCUCUGAAAACCCCCACCUUCAAGACUCCCGCCAUACAAUUAAUGAAGGAAGCAGAAGUGACCCAUAUUUAGUAUUUUCUCUGCUUAGAGCAUAGGAGGUUCUUCCGUGACGGGAUCCUUGGGCUGCAAAUAGCUAGUAAAAUGACAAAUAUCUAGACAACGGGAGCUCACGGCCAAGCAACAUGUGUGACAUAGGAAAUCUGUUAUUGGAUCUUUUCCCUUGAUUAAAAGUUAUUGCCUAGUGGAGGUAAUUUAGCUUGGUGCCAUGGUAUUGUGGGAAGGGACUGAGCCUUACGGCCUGUGCUGUGCUGUCUUGAAAUAAAAUAACCCCUGAAGCUGCUAUUAGCUCUGAAGACGGCAAUGCAGGUAGUAAUUCUGGUGGGAACUGAAGUUUGGGAAGUAGCAAAGGCAGAGGAUUGAACCCCCUUUUGCCAGGGUCACAGGCCCAGUGCAAAUUCCACCCCUCAGAAACUUUAAGUGAUAAAGAAAAAACACCAGUGAUCUCACUAUACAAAUCCAUAUUUACAGUAAAUUAUUAUUAAGAAUAUUUGUAUUACAAAUAUUUGGAAGGGUAAUUGCUGACAUUGCCAUGAGAACUGUAUUUGAUUUGUUCUAUCUGCUUUUAUUUUGUUGUUGUGUACCACCACGAUAUUCUCUAAAUGCUUUUGCAGUCCACAGAGAUAUCUAAUUACCAAUAUUUCUGAUAAGUACAAUGACAGUCGCAAAUGAUCGCAGAAAGAGUGAGAAGAAGUCUCCCCACAUUCGUUUUAAACCCCGGGGCGCUUUUAAAAAACCCUUUCAGCGCUCAUUUUCCCCAGCCUGCCGUGUUCCAGCCUGUUAUUAUGUCUUGCAGCCUGCAGUAUCCACAGCGUUACAUAAAAAGAACCUGGGAGGAGAUAGAGGUGGAAGACGGAAUCAAGAUCAAGAAGCCAAAGGCUAUAAAGCAUCAGCAGGAAGAGGUUGGAGAGAGAAAUCUGAUUGUUUGAAGACUAGGCAGAAUGCCGUUGUCCCCUGUUCAGUCAUUCCUGCCCCCCUAUAUGAUUCCCCUCUCCUGAGGGGGAAAGAGAAGUGUCCUGCCCUCAAUGUUCAUGCUGCCCCGCCAUGUUGGCGGCUGAAUGGCAGCUGUGGCAACGAUGCCCUACUUGAGUCAGCGUCUCGUGCAAUUUAGAUGAGAGCUUACUCAAGGAGAUCCCCUACAGGUGUUCAGCACCCAAAACGUGUGGGGCUAUAGCAUACCCUCCAACAUUCCUCAGAUGAGAAGAGGGACGUUUCUCACUCCCUGAAACUGACCCUCCUUGACCCCUCCACCAUUUUUAACCCCCACUCACAGAGCAUUUCCACCAGCACUACACUAAUGGAACAAAGCAUACUCACCCUCCGCUGUCCUGAGAAAUUCCUUAAUCCCUAUUCUUUUCUAUUCUUUUUACAAAAUAAAAACACACACCAAUAGAUAAAUUUUAGAAAGGGGCAAGAUUAGACUUGGAUGCACAAAGCAUUUAUCCCCCCCAAAUCAAGACUCCCUGUAUUCUGUUGUGCUCCCCUUUUAUUUCCACCCAGGGCAGUCCUGCCUUCUGUCUGCCCCUCAGAGCCGGCGUAUUACAUGGGGCUGGGUCUUGGCAACGGCAGCUUCUCUUCCUCCUCACCUGCCCUCCAGCAGCUGCUACAAGCUGCCCAAGGGAGGAGGCCAGCAGCAGCGGCCAUGGAGAGGCGAGGAGAAGCUCCCUCACAGCUGCCACUGCUGCCACCACCAUUCAGAACAAGCGCCAGCUCAUCUACCUUUCCAAGCUUGGUGGUGGCACUAGAGGGGGAAAUAGGGACAUUCCGGGAUCAUUUGAGAAACUGGGGUGGCGUUCAUAAUUCCAGGACUGUCCCUAGAAAAUCGGGACAUUUGGAGAGUAUGCUAUACACCAUGUGGGGGAGGGGCCAUUGUACUGGUGUACAUUUUAUAAAGCCACCAGAACAGUAAUAUUUUCUCAACCACCUGCACAACACUUAGCAAACAAUUUAAAAUGAAUAAUAUCUACAUCGAGGUAUUUCUGCACAGGUGUAAAGCAGCAGAGUCAGCCAUGCACAUGUCUGUGGGCCAAAUCUUCUCCACAUUGUUGUGUAUUUGCUACAACAACCCUGCAAUCCAGGAGGUUGGAGCAAGGUUGCUUCCAGGCACAAAAUAUGUCCAGUCCAUUCUUCUGCUUCCUGCCAUACUGGAAUAGUGGGAAUGAAUGGGGCAGAUAUGGGGUCCGAGAAUUAUCUGAAGGUGCUUGAUGCAGUUCCAUCUGUGAAGCUGAGUAGCAGCCUAACGAUCAUGAGGGAGCUGGUGUCAUCUGAGUCACUCUGAGCUCCUUUAAAGAAGGGUGGGGAAUCUUUUUUUUUACAAUGGGCUGAUGACUAAUGGGAAGAGUAAUCUGGGAGCCAGAGUUAACAUUGGGCAUAGCCAGAACCAGACUGGGGACAAAUGUCUCCCUCUUGCCCUUUGCCACCUCAUCUCCCUCUCCCUCCUCCACAAAAUUUGCCAUUCAUAGCUGCCAACUCUGUCAUCUUCAUGGUAAACUGUGGCGCUAAGCUACCCAAAGCAGAAGAUGUUUGGGACAUUUAAUUGAUCCAGUCUCAGUCCUGCAUCAAGUGGCCCUGUUGGCCAGCCAUGUUUCCUUCCAGGAAAGUGGUAGCAUUUGCCUGGUGUGACCCUGAACAUAUAGUGAACAGAGAAAGAAGAACCGUUUCUUUGACAGAAGUGUACACAUUCUGCUUCAGUAUAUUUUCAGUAUGUUGUUUAAAAAUAUAGCUGUAUAAUUACUUUUGCUUUAAGUGGUCUAGAUUGUGUGACUGUCAGCUGGCCAGGCAUCAAGAACACCUAAGGACAAGUAUGGCUCACCAUGGAAUGGCCAGCUGUGAUUCUUCUCUCAUCUCUGAUUCUGUCAGGCGUCACCAUCUUCUAAGCAAUGUGGAAGCCUGGCAACCCUUGGAGCAUGAACUAACAAGGAAUGCAAAGGUAUCCCAGUUUUCACCAGAUGAAUUCUUUUUGCAGGGCACCAACUUUGGGGAAGUUCUCCUGUACAACACUUGCACACUUUCUUGUUCUUGCUAAACCUUGGUUUGGUAGUGUUAUGUGCGAAGGAGUCCAUAGUAAAGCUCUCUGCCCUGUUCAAAUACUAUAUAAAUGAAUAGUAAUGUUUUAUUAAUUGAGCGGGGGGAGAGAAGCAAAGGGUGCAAUGCUAAACCCAUGUAUAAUUCCCUUUGAACUCUAUUAGGCUGUAACUGCUGGCAGGAUUCUGCACCAAGUUUGCUGUUCAGACCAACAUUUUCUUUCCAAAAAUCAAGUCUAUAAAGAGCAACAAAAUGUGAUCCAAGCUAGUAUACAGAUAUUAUUUGUCUGGCAAUCUCAAGAGUCCUUUAUUGACAGUAUUGAGUUUUAUGCAUAGUCAUAUUGUUGAAAGAACUCAGUAGCACCCAUAUCUAAUUUUCUUUAAUGAUGCAUUGUGAGCCUAUACUCUUCAAACUCUGAGCAAAGCAAUUCUAUAUUCAUAGAGGUGCCACUGUCAUUUAGCACCUCAGCGAGUCAACGCUCCAUUACACAGUUUGGGAUGCAAUUUUACAUUUCCAAUGUAGUCAAUGAAAUAAAAUCACCUAAGGGACCAAAAGGAAAUAUUGUUACAGAGUCUCCACUUCCCAAAGCGGCGGGAAAUUAUAGGGCAAUUUCCUCAUGAGGAGAGAGAGCGAGCGCGCUGGAAUCUUAUGGCAUUUUUGCAAUAUCCAUUUAUGUGCAGAUAGACAAUUUGAGGAUGGCGGCAAGUGGGCAGGUUGGCAAUACUAGUCUGUAGAGCAACGCCAGGCUCAUCCAAACACCUGCAUGUCUCACUUCAACCCCCAAAAGCUACUUUUACAGUCAGGCUUCUUUUACCUCUUCAGCCCAAACACAAAUCUCAGGUCUCACUGAGGGUAGGGUGUGACAUAGGUCUGCUUACCUUUAAUGGUCAGGCAGUGCUGUAACCUGGCCAUGGCCACGCCUGUGAUCUGGCAGCCGGCCGGGGAAGAUUGUAGCCUGCCUGUGCAUUGGCCAAAUGCUUAGGUGGGGGAAUUCCCCAGGGGGCAGGCCCAACCAGCCAAUGGGUGUAGCUUGGCUUCCCUCCGGGGGGGCAGAAUAAUUGGGGCCUGCCUAGCCCUCCUCCCCAGCCUCCUUGUUGGAUCUCCCAUCCUCCCUCCCUUUUUCAUAUGUUUUGCUUUCAUACUUUGUUUUUUGUCCAUUUCAUAGCAAUCACCACAACUUUGUGAGGUUAGGCAUAGGGUGAGCCUUAGUCUUGGCUGGAGGGAAGGUUGUAGCGACUGCCUGCCCCUCUUUGGUUAAGGGCAGUGCCAUUUAUCUAGAAAAAGAGGUGCUGGAACCUCACAAAAAGAGGUGCUGGAACUUGUUCUCUUAUAAUGGCAAUGGUGCCCCCUUGAGAGGCACUGGGACUGAAUUCUGAUGAGUUCUGGCUGGAAAAAAAGCCCUGGUUAAGUGUAUCCUGUUAAAAGGAUCCAUGAGGCGUUGCUUCUGUCCAGAGGCCCAGGUGGGGGCUAGGGUCAAAUGUUAUUAAGCUACAACCUUCGGCUGUCAAGUUACGCAAAAGCCCAAACAAAAGAUAUUGCACAACCAAAGAGCCAUAGCCUUCCCCUUUUUUGCGGGAAAUUCCCUUAUUCCAGCGCCGUUUCCCACUGCUUCCUGCUGCUAUCCCGGAUUGUUAGAUAUCCCAUAGACUGUCCCCGGGACAGGUGGGGCUGCUGAUCCCUUAUUUUCGAGGCUGCUGAUCCCUUAUUUUCAAAUCUGAAAAUUGACAGCUAUGCAAAGAUCACGCCUGCAACAAUAUGAUCAUUAUCAAAAUAUACUGAGCAGGUUUAAACUAGCCGUGCACAUACUGCCCCUUUAAAGCAUGUUCAAAACACAUUAUUUCUCUCAAAGAAUUCUGGGCACUGUCGUUUAACCCUCACAGAGUUACAAUUGCUCAGCAACUCUCUCUCUCUCUCUCACAAUAGUUCCCAGAAUUCUCUGAGGGGGGGGGAAUGUGCUUCAAAUGUGUUGUUAAGGUAGGAGGACUAUACACAGCCUACAGAAGACAUGAUUCAAUAUAACACCCUGGCUGUGAAGCAUCCUCAGUGCAAGGGAAUGAAGACAGUGUUACAUCAGAUUUGUAUUCCUAGUUCUCUGGCUGACUAGCAGUAUGGCUGACUAGCUUGUGAUGGAAGCAGUGUGUUAUAUCAGUCGGCUUGGCUUGUGUUUCCCUGUCUUGGGGAAAGGGGGCCUAUAAUUUUCCAGCAGCAUUUACUCUUGACAAAAUGGAAGAGCGUUAUCCAUUUUCUUGACAUGCAGAAACAAACAUCCCCCCUAUUAAUAUCCUAUCCUGGGUGGCAGUAAACAGUGAUUUUGUGGUCACUGGUGCCAUCAUGAAUAAUUAGAUGUUACUUCAAUCCGUCCUCCCUCCCGCCGAACCACUUUGAUCAUUUCCUUUACAAAAAUGUGCUAAUGCAACGGUCUUUUCUCGCUCACCGCAAGGCAUUGCCGCUCUGCUCCUGUUGCCGCAUUUGUCAGCAUUCAGUAUUUAUAAACCAUCUCACUUAUAAUCCACCCUCCAAGUUCAUGUGGCUGCCAGGCUGUUUGCUGACCUCAUGGUUCAACCUAGAGAUGGAUGGAAGCUUUAGAACUGAUUGUCUGAAAACAUUAUUAAUUUUGCGGGCAUCCACUGCAUGUCUGAAACCAAUCUGUUUUAAAAAUCAGAGCAGUUUACAAAUGGGUCAGGCUUCAUGUUGUCAGCUGUGGGGAAGGAGGACAAGGCCUCAUCCAGGCCAGGAGGGGUGGAGAUUUCAGGACCGCUCCUGGGCAUGCGCAGUCAGUGGAAGCUGGUCCAUUAGAGUGCAUGGGGCACUGCCACCUGGCUGCCUUACUUACAAGCAGUCAUGGGGUGGCUGUGCCAGUCAUUGGCUCUCCCUACUGUUGGUCUUCCUGCCUUUGCCCCUACCAGUCCAAUGGGCACUAACCAGCACUGCGUACAGGCUGGACCUACUCCAUCAGCUCUGUGCCAGAAGCAUCCAAGUAAGCAAGCCAAGCCUUGCACAAUGGAAAAGGCCAACCAACCCUUCUCCCAACCACCCGUCUCCAGUCACUAGGCAGCGUGAGCUGCAGAAAAGUCCCUCGUUUGCCCAAAUAUUCCAAUAACGCAUCCCAGGAAUAACUUCCAGAGGGAUAGUUGACAGUGGGCUUCUCCACACUUUGUCUUGUCCCUCUGUUUCCCUCCGGGGAAAACCAUUCUUUAGCACUCUAUCGGAGCAAAUGGCAAUUUGGUUUUUCUGCGAAUUGCUGUGGCCCCUUAAAGACGAACAAAUUUAUUAUGAUAUCAGCUUUUGUGGGUCCACUUCAUCUGGACUAUGAUCUAAAGCACAAAAGCUCCUGCCAUAGUAAAAGAUGCCACCAGUACUUCCCUGUUUUAAGCAGACAUGAGGUUUUCACCCCCUCUGGGGUCCAUAAAUGCAUUUAGCUCUUUAACCACCUGUAGGAAGCAAGUAGGAUUUUCCCAUUCCACAGUACCUUCAGCGAGUAGGGUGGGGUGUCACACAUCCAUUUUAAAUGUUGUUUGUGUUGCUUAAUUGUUAUAUUGGGUUGAAGAUUAGUAUUUUAUCUUUGUUUUGUUAUCAUUUUUAGUUGUAUUUUGCUGCUGUUGUAAAAUUUGGCUUCUGGGCAGAUCAAUGGGGAAAACACACAAAUAACAGGUGUAGGGAGAAACUGUACGUUGUUUGUACAUAAUCACUUGAUUAUUCAAGACAUGAUGACUUUUAGCUGACUCCAUUGAAAAGUGUUGCAUUUGUGGCUAACAGGAAAGCUCUGCUUGUGAAGACACUUUUUGUGGAUGCUGCAAUCGUUAAGUAUGGAAUAUAGCUUCCCCAAAAGGAUGUAAGACUUAUAAAAUCUGUUCUCUCUCUCUCUCCUCCAUCAAUGAUAAAUGUUCUUUUGGAAGAAGACACUGCAAUGUUGGGAAAAGAAGAUGGAAGAAAAAAAGGGAGAUCUUUUCAAGGUACUGGAAAAUAUAUAUGCAGUAGCUAUAAUGGAAUAUUCACCCCGCUCCCCCAGAGAAUAAGAAAUCAGGUUUAAUUUGCAGUUAAGCUGAUGGCAAAAUGAAUUUAUUUUUCUCUAAAUAGAUUCAAAAGUGUUAAAAUCCCUGCUAUGCUACCAGUAUCUCACCACAAUAUGAUCCUGUAACAGCAUUUUGAAAUCUGUUUAGAUAAAACCAGAAUAUAAACAUGUCACUAUGAUCUGGAGACUUAUGUGCGUUCAGCUCCUACUCUCUUGUCAUUGAAGUGAAGAGGGAAGCCAGUACAGCACACAUAACCUGGCACAGAUGUUUUUAUAGUGGAUCUCCUCAAUGUGUGAGUGGUUCAAGGAUAUGGCAACCAGCUCAACAGCAGGAUCCUAUAGGAUUGGCCACAUUUUGCUGGUGCUUAAAAAGUUUCAUUGACUCCUAGACCCCUAGUUUAUUUUUGAAGGCAGUUCUGUGUGCUGGUUUUUAGCUGGAGGAUCUGGGACUGCCUGCUUCUCCACAGUCUGUCCAGGAAUGGAAAACCUUUGGACUGUUGGGUUUUGGUUUGGUUAAAAGAAAAAUAGAAGAAUAAUUCUCUGGACAUCUGGAUCCAGGUCUGCGGCAAGAACUCUUUGGUGAGAGGACCCCGGCAACAAUUUUAAAUAAUAAGAUAUGCAGCAAAGCAAAGUGUGGAAAUAGACCCAGUUAGACCUUUAAAAUAUCCCCCUUCUAAGCUGUUUCUAAAAUUCCCCACUUCCCUUAGACCACACAUUUGGCUAAUUAAAAAUGGUUUACUUACAAACCCUUCCAAGGUCUGAAUCAUGUGCUUUUCCAUACAGCGGCAAGAAAAGGCAGGUGGUAUAACUUAGGUUUCAAUAUGGUAAAGGUUUGUGAAUUAUUUGUACAGAAACACAAAGAUGGUUUCCUUAAGCCAUGCAGUCUAAGCUUGGAGUGUUCAGGUUAGACCUUCUUGCUGGUAGGGUUCACAUGGUGGAAGUGAGAGGACAAAGAGUUUGGUAACCCUUCCUCCCAAGGUGAGGAGGAGUGACCUAGCUAAGCCUGGCAGGACAGCUUACUCUAUGGUCUUAACCCCCUUCGUGCAUUAAUUAGACUUAAGCAUGUUGGUUACAGGAGGCUGAUUCAUUCCACAUGGGCUUCUAGAUGUUGUUCUACCACAGCUCCCAGCAUCCCUGACCGUUGCCAAGGCUGUCUAGGAGUCCAACAGAACCUGUUUUUAAGUGUGGAGGUUGCCUCUACCGGGGAGGUCCACCACAGAGUUUUUUCUAUAAUUUGCCUCCUUUGUUCUCUCCCAUACUCCAAACAAGGCUUUUCUCACCAAAUGAUUCAUAAUUCUUCUAUGUACUUGUAUUUUCCCAUAAAUAGCCAUGCCAUCCAUAAAUUUUAUCCCAACCUUCCAAUUCCAAAACCUCCCUAUUUUUAAGUAAGAUUCACUCUUUCAACCAGCUCCAACAUAUAAGAUUUCUUUUUUUGGGGGGGGGGGGAUUAUGGAAUAACAGAUACAAUUAUGUUUAAAAUAUCUAUAGGAAGUGCAGUGUAAGCAGUGGAAAUCAUUCAAUGAAAUUUUAUUAUUAUUUGUUUAUUGAAAUACAUGUAGAAUAAAUUUGGAAGAAAUUCUUCCUACUUUCUUCUAUUUUUCUUUUUCUAAUUUUUCUUUCUUUUUCUUUUCCUUUUCCUGCCUUUUUUUUCAUUCUUCUUCUUUUCUCUUCUAUAUUUUUCUUUUUUAUUAACAGCAUUAUGGAGAGUUUUGGAUAUAUGUAUGUAAUUGUAACACUUUGUUAAUUGAUUUUGAUUUUGUAAUAAUUAUAUUAAGCUAAUAAAAUUAAAUUAAAAAAUUAAAUAAAAAAAAGGAGUCCAACAGAACCUGGAGAGGGCCACAGAUUCCUCUUCCCUGGCCUGCAGAAACUGUGCUAUGGGUACCCUCACCCUCAGAUGGGUGGCUGCCAAGGACACAACUUUCUCCAUUGCAAAACCCCAACUCCCAGGGACCUGCUUUGUUGGUGUUUCAAUUAAAGACCAUUCUAUUCUACCAGGCUUUGGACAGGCUGUGAGUUUUUGCAAUUGAACUAUGUUCAGCGGGGUUACUCCAUGUUAAACAUGCAUAGGGCGGCAGGGUAAAGGGUUUUUUUUGCUGUUGUUUUCAUUCAAGUCUUGUUGUUUUCUUGCUUUAUAUUUAUUGACAUGAUAGAUAGAUAGAUAGAUAGAUAGAUAGACAGUACAAGUACAAGCCGCCUUUGUAUAAAAGGGGCAAAAAGGCAGUGUAAUAUAUAUGUGUGUGUGUGUGUGUGUGUGUGUGUGUGUGUCACACAUAUGUACAUACAGAUAAAAAAUAAUCACACAUUAAUUAUCUAAGAAGUAUUUUAAUAACAAAAUAUGAAACCAUUACAUUUGUGUAAUGGAAAUUAUGGGUUUCACUCUUUCUUUAAAAUGUUGCAUUUCAUUUGCACUACAGGAACAAGUACUUAUGGUUGAAACAAGAGCAGCUUUGAUUGAACAAGGAAAGCAUAUUGAGGUACAUCAAGGAUAUUUGUAUUCAGUAAUACAGUUCUUUCCCCCUUGAAGUUAGUAUGACUAUCUCUGAUUAAAUAGCGUUGAGAUUGGCUGUGACAUAACCUCAUUAGCAAAUCAAAAGGGAGUUCAGCCAUGACAGUUUAAAAUGGAAAUACUACUUAUUUAAAAUGUCCAGGCCUAAAUAUAUAUGCCUGGUAGAGAGGAGAUCAGAUGGACUUUUUAUGAGAUGUGUGGUUUUUAAUGGUUUUUUAAAAUAAAAGCAAGGCUCAUUCUUUACUCCUAGAAUCAUGCUCUGCAAAUGCAAGAAACCAUUUUGACCUGUGUACCCAUAAACACACACACACACGCUGGCAGAGCGUUUUAACCCAGAUCCUAAUCCAGUUUGGAGAAUCUCCUUCCCCUGGUACCUCUUAAGUAGCCUACUAGAUUGGAAACAGUUAAACAUGGAUCUGGAAAAAGCCCUUUGCUCCAAGUGUCCCUAUUUUCCAGGGACGUCCCUGUUUCAGAGAAGGUGUCCUGGUUUCUGAUUUGAUCCUCAAAUGUCCCACUUUCCCUUAAAGGUAAAGGUAAAGGGACCCCUGACCAUUAGGUCCAGUCGUGACCGACUCUGGGGUUGCGCCGUUCAUCUUGCUUUACUGGCCGAGGGAUCCAGCAUACAGUUUCCGGGUCAUGUGGCCAGCAUGACUAAGCUGCUUCUGGAAACCAGAGCAGCACACGGAAACGCUGUUUACCGUCCCGCCGGAGCGGUACCUAUUUAUCUACUUGCACUUUGACGUGCUUUCGAACUGCUGGGUUGGCAGGAGCAGGGGCCGAGCAACAGGAGCUCACCCCGUCACGGGGAUUCGUUCUGCUGAACUGGGCAACCCAGUAAGUUGUGUGCGAUAUAAAUAGUAAAAUUAUCAUUAAGGAAUGGGAUGUUCCUAUUUUCAUCGGGAGAAAUGUUGGAGGGUAUGCCUUUGGGCUCCUGUGCUGCUCAGCUUCCCAAACACACUAUUUAUGGACGCCAGUGCCCAGGUCUUCACCCUUGCAGCAGUUUCAUGGCCCAAACCAGAGCUCUUCUGGACAACUCUUUCCUUCUUCCACCUCCCACCCCAUAUGAAGUGGGCAGUGGGAACACCUAGUGGCGUGCAGUUAACUUUUUGUAGGAGAACAGCCAGGGCCAGAGGCACCAGCUUGUGAGGGCGAUUGAGGGGUGGGGGUGACGUCACACGUGUGACAUCUUGACGUGCUGAUGUUGCACACAUGACCAUAACCCCUCUCUCCCUAACCUGGGCAGAAGCUUCCCAGGCUUUGGGAAGGAGGCACCAGGGGAACAUUUGGGGGAUUAUCCCAGUCCCCCAAGUACGCACACCACUGGGAAGAGCAUAUUUUUGGUCUAACCAUCACAGCAGAGACCGUGGCCUUCAGACCCUGGGGCAGAGCGAUGCUGUCAUUACCACAGCUCAGGAUCUAAGGGUCCUAUCCAGACAGGAUCCAAAGUCCUGAUUAUUUCCAUAGUGGUCUGUUGGGCGGGAGUUGUGUGUGUGUGUGUGUGUGUGUGUGUGCUGUCAACCCCAACAAACGCACACAUUCAGAGGAUCAGUGAUUAUUUUGCAUGAGGGCUGUUAUGAGUCUGGGGUACACAAUGAAGAAAAGAGCCAGCCAUCCCCCAUUAACAUUUCUGAAGUUGCUGAGGGGAUGCCUCCUUCACUGUUUGCACCACAGAGAAAUGGUCUUGUGAAAGUGCUCCCUGCAUUGUUAGACCACAAGUUUUCCCCUUCUGAAAGAUGUUUCUUUUCAUAAUAACAAGAGCUGCAGAAUCCCAAAAUGUGUGUGUGUGUGAGAGAGAGACAGGGACAAAGUGAGUGUGAUUGAGAGAUAAGUGCAUUUUGUUAUUCACCUGUAAACAUAUGUGUGUUUUGAUUUUUAAGAGUCUUCAGAUGAAAAUAAAUUGCCUGCAGAAGGAACUCAAGGACUCUGAGCUACAGGCUACAUUGUAAGUGUUUGCAGCCAAUGAAAAUAUUUGGGUUGAGGGAUGCUUUGGAACAACAUAGGUGGGUUUUGUCAUAGUUGCAUUUUCUGAAAUUCUGUAAAAAUAUUCCAAAACUGGAGAGAAUUUUUUUUAGCUCCUCUGAUAAGAUAUAGACAUGUUGCUCCUAGCAGUAAAUUUUCAAAUAUAAUGUGCGACCCAUUUCAUUUAAUUGAAUUUGCUUUUGGAUUGAGAAGCCACUGAUUUAGUGCCUUAAGGAAGUUAAUGUUAAUUUAGAUUAUUUUGUUCAAGCCGUCUCUAAUAAAUUUCUUAUUUUUAUAGACAGGCAGAGGAGCUGAGUAAAGACCAUUAUGAACCAUGUUUGUAUGAAGUAGGCAUGGAACAUUUAGAAGCACAGAUGAGUGGAGCAGGAAAAAGAAGCUGUGUUUAUAUAUGGCAAACAAGCACACAUGCUAAAAGACCUGAAGAUGACACAGAAAAGCAAGAGCCUGAAAAGAUGACACAGAAAAGCGAGAGCCCGGCUCCUGCAGUUCCUCAAUCGUCCAGAUAUAACCUAAACAAGAAAUGGCUUGAAGAAUCCAUAGAGAGAGUCCAAGGGAAAGCAGAUCCCAAGACAUCCAAGAAGAAAGUAGUAAGGUGGCUUCAGGCAUCCAUGGAAAGCCUUACAAAGGAAGUUUCAGAAGCACCCAAACCAGCUAUUGAUGAAUGGCUCAAAGAAUCCCGUAAAAACGUUGAAGAGAAAUGUCCUGAAGAAGCCAGACAGGAUGUGAAAGAAUGGCUUGACAUAUCCAUAAGUAACCUCCAAGAGGAAGGUCCCGAGACAUCCCACCUAGGUGUUCAAGAAUGGCAUGAAGAAUCCAUUAAGAGCCUCCAGGGUCUUCAAGAGUCUGAAGCAAAGCCUAAGUUGCUCAGGGGUAAACUAAAGAAGAAACAGCUUGAAGAAUCCACAAAGGAAGCUUCUGAAACUUGUAAAGAGAAUGUAUUAGGAACGCUUCAGGAACCUAUGGAAAACCUCAGAGAGAAGAGUCCUGAGGCACCCAAGCAAACCAUGGAGGACAUUGAAGAGCAAUGUCCUGAAGCAUUUAGAAAGGAGGAGAGCGAAUGGAUAAAAGCCCCCACCUGUAACCUCCAAGAGGCAGGGCCUGAAACAGACCGCCUAAGUAUGCCGGAGUGGGCUGAAGCAUCCGGUAAAGCCAUCCAGGAAAUCCAAGGGCAAAGUCGCAAAGCAACAAAACCGAAUGCUCAGCAGGAGGCGCUUGUAGUGCCAGAAUGGCUUCAAGCAGCCAUGGAGAAACCUCCAGAAGCAUCCAGGCAGGAAGGUCCUGAAACAACCCAGCUCAUUGUUCCAGAAUGGCCUCAAGCAUCGAAAGGUCUGAAAAACGAAGAAGCAAAAGAGAAAAUGAAGCAAAAGGUCAAAGAAUCCAUGAGAAGCGUCGUACAGGAAGGCAAUGGAGCAUCUAGAGAAAAUAUGCAAAAAUGGCUUCAAGAAUCCAUUAAGGACUUCAUGGAAAGGGGUCCUGAAGAUUCCAGUGAGGGUUUGCAGGAAUGGCUUGAAUCAUCCAUGAAAAAAAUUGACGAGCUAUAUCCUGAAGAAUCAAGAGAGGAUAUGAAGGAAUGGUUUAAAGCAUCCAUAAGAAACUUGCAAGAUCUAGGGCCUGAACCGUCCCGUCUAGAUAUACAAGAAUGGCUUGAAGCAUCCAUGAAAAACAUCCAAGAAAUUCCUGAAGCACCCAUGAAGGGUAUCCAGAAGAAAAGUCCUGAAGCAGACAUGGAAAGCAUCCGGGAGAAAGGUAAGGCAUCCAGUAAGAAGGUGCAGAAACCAUUCACAGAAAACCAACAGAAGUCCAUGCUGAAUGUAGGGAAGUGGCUUCAGUCAAACUUAAUAAGCCGCAUACAAGAAAGUUCCGAAACAUCCAUAGAGAAUGUGCAGGACUGGAUUGAAGAAUCCUUAAGAAACGUUGAAGAUGAGUUGCCUGAAGCGUCCAGACAGGAUGUGACAGAGUGGCUUGAGGAAACCAGAAAAGGGCUCCAAGAAGGAGGUCCUGAAGCAUCCAAGCAGGACCUGAACAAAUUCCUAAAAGCAUCCAUUCUGAACCUCAAAGAGGACAUUCCUCCAGCAACUGCCAAAAGUGUGCAGCAGUGGCUUGAUGAAUCGAUAGCAAAUGUCCAAAGGGGAGCCUCCAGACUAGGGGUUCAAAAGUGGCUUGAACAAAACCUGAAAACCAUGGAAGAGGAAGGACCUGAUAUGCCCAGACAGGACCUACAGCAAUGGUUUGAAACGGCCAUAGGAAACCUGGGUGAAACAUGUCCUGAAACAUCAAGACAUGAUGUGAAAGGAUGGCUUGAGGCAGCCAUGAUGAAUGUUCAAGAGCAAGGUCCUGAAGCAUCUAAGGUGAAUGUGUACGAAUGGCUUGCAGAAUCUGCACAGAAUUUUAAAGAGGGAACUUCUGAAGAAAGUAUAGUAAAUGUGGAGGGGUGGGCUGAAUCGGCGAUACAGAGUCUCAAAGAGGAAGCCUCCAAUCUGAAUACUCAAGAAUGGCUUGCAGAAUCCCUAGCGUACCUCAAAGAAGACCCGGAAGCAUCCCGGCAAAAUAUUAAGCAAUGGCUUGAAGAAUCCAAAACACACCUCAAUGAGGUAUGUGCUGAAGAAGCUAGAGUGGAUGUGGAGAAAUGGCUUAGAGAAGUCACAGACAGUUUCCAGGAGGUAGGACCCGAAGCAUUCAAAGGGAACCUGCAGGGAUUCAUAAGAUCAUCAAUGUCAAACCUCAAACAGGAAAGUAUUGCAGCAUCUAGAGCAAGCAACAGGGAUUGGACUGGCAUAACCAGAUAUACUCCAAACACCAAGAUUUCUGUACCGAAAAUAAAACGCAAUGUAUCCAGAAUGAAAAGGUAUUCGAUGCCUCUUCUGCCAACCAAAUCAGUGCUAGGUCAAAUAGUUGAGGAAAGCGAAGGAAGCAGAUCAACCGUUGAAGAGGACAGAACAAGUUGGAAGGGAGGAAGAAACUUGGAGAGAGAGAAAAUCUGGGAGGGAGAAACAAGCUUUGAGGAAGAAGAAACAAGCUUUGAGGAGGAAGAAACAAGCUUUGAGGAUGAAUACCCAGAAGUGCCUGAAGGAAUUAUUUCGCGAGGAAAACAGGUAUAUGAAAAGAGUCAAAGCAAACACAGAGAUUAGUGAAUUCCGCAACUAUUAUGUAGAAUGGAAGGCACAGGGGUGGCACUGCUGAAAUUUGAGACCAGUUUCCCAGUCUGGUCUUUCCAGACUGGUUGCUACUGGUGGGCAGCCAACAGCUGGCCAGUGGUGCAUCAGAGGAGGAGGUGGCAGGCAAGCGGCCUGAGUCUUGAGGCCCUCUUGCUGAGUGAAGCCUGGACUGCAGCUCUCAAGGGAUUCAGAUUGGUGUUAGGAGGCCCUAGAUCAUGGGUAGGCAAACUAAGGCCCAGGGGCUGGAUCUAGCCCAAUCGCCUUCUCAAUCCGGCCUGUGGACGGUCCAGGAAUCAGCAUGUUUUUACAUGAGUAGAAUCUGUGCUUUUAUUUAAAAUGCAUCUCUGGGUUAUUUGUGGGGCCUAGGAAUUCAUUCAUUAUUUUUUUUCAAAGUAUAGUCUGGUGUACCACAUGGUCUGAGGGAUGGCGGACCGGCCCACAGCUGAAAAAGGUUGCUGACCCCUGCCCUAGAUCAUGUGUAGGCAAACUAAGGCCUGGGGGCCAGAUCCAGCCCAAUCAUUUUCUAAAUCCGGCCCACGGACGGUCUGGGAAUCAGCAUGUUUUUUACAUGAGUAGAAUAUGUCCUUUUAUUUAAAAUGCAUCCCUGGGUUAUUUGUGGGGUAUAGGAAUUCAUUCAUUCCCCCCACAAAAAAAAUAGUCCGGCCCCCCACAAGAUCUGAGGGACAGUGGACCGGCCCCCUGCUAAAAAGGUUUGCUGACCCCUGCUAGAGAUUGAUUCUGGGACUGUUAACAUGCAAAACGUGGUUUACCACUAAGCUACAGUUGUGCCCCCAUGUUUCACUUCUAAAACCUGCAUCAAAGGAGCCAACGACUCCUGUAAUUUGGGAACCCUGAACAGCUUGGGGCCAACUUAACCUCAAGGAUUCCAGGGGCAAACAUGAGUAAUCUUUCAGUGUAUGGUACCCUGUGUGAGGCUAAAAUUUGGAUCUUCUUAAUUAUGGAUCUUCUUGAUUUUGCACCUCCUUGGCUUGGUGCCCUCUGUGGGGGAACCGCCCCCAUUGCCCUAAAUCUGGCACUGGGAACUCCUUUCUCCCAUGUGCACCUCCCCAGAUACUGAGAUCUGCUCCAACUCUACAAUUCUAUGAUUCUAUAGAUUUAUGUAUACACCUUUUCCUCUGAUGGGACUCAAUGUAGCUCACAGAUAAAAAUAAGAACCACUGGACACAUUAGGGGGGAAUCCUAAAAACACACACAAUUAAACAAAGUAUUUUAUGAAAAGUUGACAGGAUGAACACCUGAGAGAUUAAAGCCCAAAAGGAGGGAUUGCAACAAGCAAAAUGAGAAGUUACAGAGGAUGAAAUCAGAGUUUCAGCUAUAAUGGAAGAAAUUGGGGAGAUUAGGAAGGGGAAAGGGCCGAACUUCAGUGAACAUAUUUUGUAUGCAAAAGGUCUCAAGUUAAGUUUCUGGCACUUGCAAGUAGGACUGAGAAAGACCUCAUUUGAAAUCCUGGAGAGCUUUUGCCAGUCAGUGGAGACUGAUCUAGCUUGACCAAUGGUCUGACUUGAUGUACAGCGGCUUUCUUCGUUCCUCUCUUGGACUAAAUGUGUCCUUCUCCUUAAUUUUUUAGUCUAAAUAGCGGCUGCUUUGGGGGCCCAAUGAGGAUUGGAGCUUCAGCUCCUGAGGAGGGGCAGAGCCCCACAACAACUCCCCAGCGGCUACUUAGAGUAAAAAAGAGAAAGAGGCACAACACAACUAAGAGUGGUGUGUUAACUUCUGUAUCGCAUUUGACACUUAGGGUGAAAGCAGGCGGGAUCCAAGUAAGGGACACAGAAUCUGCUUGGGGUUUGUAGAAGCUGCAUCUAUACAAUGCCGAAUGAGUUUGGACAUUUACUUGCAAACACACCUGUGAGAUCUUAGGUCUGCUUUUGGAACUCAUAACCAUCCAUGCAUCGGUGCUACAUCUUCACAGUUUGUGCAUGUGGAUACAGGAAGCCUAUCUGCGUUUCUGUAAAAGAAAUGCCAUUUUAUUAAGAGAGAGAAAAAGAAAACCCCCAAGGCUGUGUGUUUUGGGAAGAGGUUGCAUGGUGAUAUCAAAGAAUUAACCAUUGUUAAAUUAAUCAGGUAAUUUAUUGCACUAGCUGCUAAACGUCGCUCCACAGCCUUUUGGGGUAUUAACACCCUCCUCUUUUCCUACCCUUUCUAAUUUACUUGUAGUUUUUAAUGGCCCUGCUUUGCAACAUCAUCUGCUGGUACAGGUACGUUAAGUCUUUCUGAGAUAGCCGUAUUGUAGCGAGCAUUGAUUUCAGGUCAGGUUGUGUAGAAGCUUCCUAAUGUUUCACCACGAAGUGUACAAUGUCAAAAGGAGCCCAUACUGUUUGAAAGUAGAAUAAAAUCAAGGCAUGAAUUAAAAGAUUAAAGAAAGAUUAAGAUGGCGGAGGAGAACCUCGUCACACAGCCUUACUGUAUGAUCUUGGAGCACCUCAGUAAGAUUCUGUUCAGUGGGGUUUGUGUUUCUAGAAAUGAUGCUAACUUUCUGUGUGCAUUUUUUAAAAACCGGUGAAGCUUCUUUUUGAAAACAGGGAAGAAAUGAGGAAAGGGAACAUGUGGGGCCCAUCCUAGAUGUCCUUUUUAUUGUGCAUUCAUUAUGAUUAUUUGUGCUUAAGGAGGCAUGGAGAUGGGGUUAUAUCAGUGUUUCCCACUCCUGGGGGGCGCUGGAAUAAUCCGGGGGGCAGUUGUAGCCUCAGGUGCAAUUGGGGGGCAUUGAAUAAAAAUAAGGGGGGGGUGGAAGCAUAAAGAAAGAAUAAGCUUUCGAAAAACCAUUUGUACAUGUUUCAUCUGUUGUGUAAUGACACUUAUCGAUGUAACAUAUGAGUUAAAGUCGUAAUGAUUUCUUUAUUUCUCAAACAAACACACAAAAUGCAAGUUAUAACCGAUCAGUGGUCAAGUCCACUGAUGCAAAUUUGUCACUGUAUCUUUCUGUUUGUUCACUUAAAGGAGGUAGAUUUUCAGCCGAGUAAUUCCCCCCCCCCCCCGAAAAGGGGGCCCUUAUUGAUUCACUCGUGCUCCAAAAAGCUUCACAACUGUGCGCUAAGACUUUCCCCUUAAAUUGAGAACCAUAUAAGCCAGGGCUGGCCCACCCAUUAGACUUGCUGAGAUAGUCACCUCAGGCGGCAGGCUGGGGAUGUCUGCGAGGGGUGGCAGAUACAGAGAAGGGAGUCUCAUGUGCCUUUGCCACUCCUCCUUUAUCCACGGAUUGGAGCCGCCACCAUUGCAGUCACCCCAUGAGGGGGAAGGUCCCUCUGCUGCCUGCUCACCCAGACUCAUUUCUUGUCAGGGUAGAUGCCAGGAGCAGAUCAGCAAGAACUCACAAGGUGUCAGUGAACUCUAUUCAAAGAAACCAAACAGCUCAGAUCACAGCAACUCUUCCCAGUAGAUCUUGCCCCAAUGAGGCAAUAGUGAGGACUGAAGGUCCCCCCUUCCCCCAGCUCCCUAAGUCUCUUCCUCCCCUGAGGCCUUCUCAAGCAAUCUGAGAUUCCUACUGGGAGCUGGUCGCAGUAGGAGGGGGAGACUCCCUGGCUUCUUCAGCAGCCUGCCUCAACUCUGCCUCUUGCCUCCCCUCCUCAACAGCCUCUGCUUCUGAACUGCUCUCUGCCACAGCCUCUUCCUGCUCACCAAACAGUGUUACCUCCUCAGCUUCUGACACCUUCUCUCCCCAAUCUGCUCCCCCUCCUCCCUCUGACCACUCACCUUCGCCACUCCACCAAUCCCUGCUUCUGAGCCUUCUUCCCUUCCGGGUUUCCCACCAUUUCUCUGCAUCCAGCCAGUCCAUAACAUUUCUGCAUCUCUAAACAUCUUUGAAGGCCCCUAAGGAGAACCUCUGCUCACUGCUGCCUGGAAAGAGCAUGGCUGACGCUGCCAAUGCCUGUUCCUCUUCCUUUUUUUCUCCCUCACUGCCUCCAGUUGCCGGAAAAGGAGGCAGCAGUGGUAGGGGGCAGCAGAAGGGGGACACACCCAUUUUCUGUUUUGCCUCAAGCGGCAAAAUGUCUUGGGCCAGCUCCGCUAUACGCCCUCAUGCUCCCCUCAGCGUCAGUGUUGCAGAGAAAGCCGAAAGCAUGGGUGCUUGAGGUUGAAAGUGAGCACAAUAUGUAAGAUGCUACAAAAACUUGACUGCUUUCAUGCCAUGCAAGUUAAGGUGGGAGCCUAGCAUACACUUGCAUGCUUUUUGGAGCAUGUGUGAAUCUGCAAAAGCCUUAAGCUUCUUCUAAAACCAUUCUAUUUUAAUCCUGUAUGCCUUAGAUCAGUCAUAUAACAAGUGAGUCCCCUUGCAGUUUUCCAUUCCCCAUUUAUUUCCCUAUAGCAAACUGCCUCGGUCUUCUUCUUCCCUUACCACUGCAAGCUUGUUCACUCAGAAUCUUCCUAAUUCUUCCUGUCCAGCAAACAAAGGCUAUAUGUAUACAUUGCUGGCUUAAAAAGCAGCUAGGUGGUUCUUUUGUUCAGUUUGGAUUGAGGCUGGAGGAGGCAUCAAAAUGCAGUAUUUCCUAAGAAAGGACAGGAUAAAUACAGGAUAUGCAUGGAUUGCAGAUAACUCUGGGUGUAUAUCACUUCCCAAACCAACAGUUGAUGUAUUGGAUGCAGAGUAAACAGCUGUAAUUCCAGCCAAAAUUUUACAGUGCAAUGCUAUGCAUGUCUACUCAAAAGUAAGUCCAACUGAGUUCAAUGAGACUUACUCCCACAUGUGCGUGUAAAGGAUUGUAGCCUUACCUUAACCUGCCAACUGCUUUGCAGCAAAGACAUUGUUAAUUCAAAUUCCUACCAAGCAGCAAUGUUCUGCAGCAGGCAGAGAAUUAACCACGUCACCAAUGUACACGGUGCCAAUGCACUGCCGCAGAAUUAAGCAAGUCACCUUUUAGACAUUUUUGUGGAGAACAAGGAAGAGUAAGGGGAGAGGACAACUGACAUGGCAAUGUUUUCCAACUGACAAUGUCGGUAAUGGGAUCAGGAGAGAGACUUUUUCUUCUGGCACCACCAUGAUCCACACCCACCCACCAAUUAGUUGCCAUUCACUGUAAUAUUCAUUUGUUGGCAUCUAUCUGUCCCGAGAAACAACGGAGUGCGCCUCUGGGGGUGAAGCCAAGCCAUUGCCUUAGCAGCACUGAAGUGACCUCCCAAGGCACAAGCCUGAGCAGUGUGUCUGGAGGUCUGACUGCCCAAAUGACAAGACUCCCCUCUUGGCCUCACUGGUCCAAAGGAAACCAAAGCAAUACAUUUGGCACCAGCCUGGCUGCAGGAGUUUCUGGAAGGAGGUAUACAAGCACCAUCCAACCGUCUUAGGGACUCCACUCCUGAUUUGUGUAGGGUUUACUCCUUAGCCUUUUCUUCUCCCAAAGAUGUCCUGCAAGGCAGCAGAGGUUAGGAUCAGAGUUUUCCUUCUCUGAGACAGGCUACCUUCCCAGGUUAACAAGCCCCACCUGCCCCUCACUUCCCUCUACAGCAGCCUUUCUCAACCUGUGGGUCCCUAGAUGAUGUUGGACUACAACUCCCAUCACCCCUAGCUAGCAAGGCCAGAGCUCAGGGAUGAUGGGAGUUGUAGUCCAACAACAUCUGGGGACCCACAGGUUGAGAACCACUGCUCUACAGCAUGUGCAGAAACCACCAUCUUGACUGCUGGACCCACUAUUGGUCUCAUCCACUCAAGAGUCUGUCUUCACAUGCAAGGGAAGUCCUUAAUUCACUGAGGGUUUGAGAUCCAUUGGUGACCCUCCCCUGGUUUAGCCAGCCAGUCGAAGCCGUUUUGCUAUGGUGUGGCCGCUCUCCUCUAGGAGCCACAGGUGAGAGCUGAGUUCAGGUGAGAGCUGAGUUCAGGGUGGAGACCAAAGCUGGACAAAUUACCGUACCCCCCAAAGGAGCAUAUUUGUCCCCCACCAGAGGUAUUACCCCUCUCCUAACACCCCAUACAUAUUAAUUUAUAAUAGUAUUAAUUCAACAAUGUGGUUUACCAGAAGCAAAAUAUUAGAUGAGCUUCCUGGAGGGAAUUUAGUCUACAUCCCUGACCAAAUGGGUAUGAACAACUACACAUUCCUCAUACUAAAAAGCAACACUGUCUGUAAAAGCCCUAAAGAAACAUUUUGUAGAUGAGCUAAAGAAAAGGCAAUGCAUUUCCUAACUGGUUGCAUUUUUCCUUCUUUCUUUCUAGAGAACACCCUGGAAUAUUGUCCAAGAUCAUCCCUGGCACCAUCAUGGCAUUUAUUGUCUUUCUCUAUAUACACUUCAAAUAUUACUGUGUAAUAACCAACAUUAAACCUGUCUAA